Messenger RNA from Drosophila novamexicana, 2250 nucleotides. Its product is annotated as sialin. Gene Ontology annotation, cellular component: plasma membrane. The coding region runs from base 573 to 2081 and encodes 502 amino acids. The transcript has 8 exons. Gene Ontology annotation, molecular function: transmembrane transporter activity. Gene Ontology annotation, biological process: monoatomic anion transport; transmembrane transport. Lineage: Eukaryota; Metazoa; Arthropoda; Insecta; Diptera; Drosophilidae. The record is from RefSeq and is a predicted model, not a curated record.
AACCGAAACCGAAGCAAAGGCAAAGAGCCAGAGGCGCAACUCAGACGCCGCCCGCUGUCAACUGUUCGAAAAUUUGCUGCUCGAAAUCGUCUCAAGAAAAUUAGCUUAAAAUUAAAUGUUGCCUGCGCAUGCGCUGCGCUCAAAGUGCUAUACAAAACUAAAAUAAAACAGCUGCCGCAACAACAUUUUUGAGAAUAAAACUAUUUUCAAGAAGACCGACAAACAAAAUAUAACUGUAACAAGCAAAAGAGAAGAGAUAAAAACAGCAAACGUAAAACUACUGUUAUGUACAUUUAAUUGGUGUAAUACAACGCGUGCGUGUCUCUCUCCCUCUCUCUCUGUGCGUGUUCGUGUGCGUGUGUGUGUGUGUGCAUGUAAGUGUGACAGUGACAUCCAGAGAAAACAAAAAAUCCUUCACAGAAAAAACGCGCGUGAUUUUUGUUGUUGUCGCGCAUUCUGUUUUGGAAACUGUGUGAAAUAACUGUAAAAUAAUUAAACUGUGCUAAUUACAGAGCUAGCUGUAAACAAUUCACGUUUUUAAACAUCCUUAAGUUCCAGCUCAAACGUGCGACAUGUCGAACACGGAGCGACGCGGCCUGCAAAGAGUACGAAAUCUGCUAUCAUGUCGCCAAGUCCUGAAUCUGCUGACAAUGCUCGGCUUUAUGCUGAACUAUGCCCUGCGAGUGAACCUGACGAUUGCCAUCGUGGACAUGGUUAUGCCAAAUAUCACAGCAAACAUGGCGGCGGGGAAUGAGAGUCUGGCGGGGAAUAGCACCUCGAGCCUGGCACCCGCCGGCGGCAUCCUGACCAACGGCACAGACGGUGUCGAUGUGUACGAGGAGCGCUUCCCCUGGGACACAUACCAGACGAACUUUGUGUUGGGCUGUUUCUUCUGGGGCUAUGUGCUCACCGAACUGCCCGGCGGUCGACUCGCCGAACUGAUUGGCGGUCGUCGCGUCUUUGGACAUUCCAUGUUGUGGGCCAGUCUCUUGACCCUGAUCACGCCCCUCGCUGCGCACCUGAGCUACAUCAUGCUGAUUGUCGUGCGUGUGGCACUCGGCUUCAUGCUGGGCGCCUCCUGGCCGGCCAUACAUCCCGUUGCCGCUGUCUGGAUACCGCCCAUGGAUCGCUCCAAGUUCAUGUCCAACAUGAUGGCCUCUUCGCUGGGCGCUGCCAUAACGAUGCCCGUUUCCGGCUACCUGAUCUCGGUCUGCGGCUGGGCCAGUGUCUUCUAUUUGACGGGCGCCAUUGGGCUGCUCUGGUCGCUGUGCUGGUUCACGUUUGUCUAUGAGACGCCCGCGACGCAUCCGAGAAUCUCGGCCGAGGAGCGACGCGAGAUCGAGGAGGCCAUCGGCACAUCCACCUCAAAGAAGCGACCCAGCUACGUGCCCUGGGGCCAGUUGCUCUGCUCGCCGGCCGUUUGGGCUAUAAUCAUAACGCACGGACUGUCCGUGUUUGGUUUCUUCACGGUCAUCAAUCAGCUGCCCACGUUCAUGUCCAAGAUACUGCACUUUGACAUCAAGAAGAACGGCCUGUUCUCGUCGCUGCCCUAUCUGGGCAAAUAUGUGAUGGCCGUGGCCUCCUCCUAUCUGGCGGAUCAUCUGCGCCAGAAGGGCACAUUGAGCACCACGGCAACGCGCAAGCUGUUUACCACAUUCGCGCUCGUAACGCCCGGCCUGCUGAUGGUGGCUCAGGUGUUCCUCGGCAUGGAUGCCACCUGGUCGGUGGCGAUCUUUACGCUGGCCCUGUUCGCCCAUGGCGCCGUUACCGCCGGCUAUUUGGGCAAUGGCCUGGACAUAGCGCCCAAUUUCAGCGGCACCAUUUUCGGCAUGGCCAACUCGUUGUCCUCCUUUGGCGGCUUUCUGUCCACGUGGAUGGUCGGCGCGCUGACCUUCAAGAAUCCCUCGUUCCAUCAGUGGCAAAUUGUGUUCUGGAUUUUGGCGGGCACCUACAUCUCGGCCGCCGUCGUCUUUGUUAUCCUGGGCACCGGCGAGCUGCAGUCCUGGAACAAUCCGCCGGAGCGCAAGAAGAUCGGCGAUGUGGCCCAGGAGGAGGGCAUGCCGCUCAAGAACGAGAAGUAAUCAAAGCCAGCUUGAUUGCAAAUUGACAAAGGCAAAAGGAAAACUGAAAAGAAAACCCCACCACACAUCCGCACAAGUUAUGGUAGUUUCUACUGCACAAUUGAGAUUAAAAUUAAAAAAAAAAACAUAUUUUUUAACUGGAAAAUUGUUUGCAAACAGAAGAAAAACA